Aspergillus ruber CBS 135680 is the source of this 2892-nucleotide messenger RNA. Its product is annotated as MYB DNA-binding domain protein. Lineage: Eukaryota; Fungi; Ascomycota; Eurotiomycetes; Eurotiales; Aspergillaceae. Gene Ontology annotation, cellular component: nucleus. Gene Ontology annotation, biological process: regulation of DNA-templated transcription. Bases 1 to 2892 code for a protein of 963 amino acids. Gene Ontology annotation, molecular function: DNA-binding transcription factor activity; transcription cis-regulatory region binding. The transcript is spliced from 2 exons. The record is from RefSeq and is a predicted model, not a curated record.
AUGGGCCAAGGACAGUCUCAGGAGGUUCCUGACGGGACCAUCGAGUCUCCAAAGAACUAUGAUCACGGCCAUUAUAUGAGCCCAGAAUCCGACCAGCCUCCAAAGGAUAAAUCCAAGUCGAAAUCGAAGCGGAAGAGAGAGGUUUCUCCAAAUGGCACCAAACGGGCCUCCAUUCCACCACCUCAGCCGCAGCAUGAACACAACUCUCGUCCGUCAAAACGAAAGCGCAUACCUGAUCCAGCGAAGAAGGAGAAGAGCUCUCGUAAGGUAGAUGGGGGACGUCCAGCCGGGGGGCAUGGUGCUGUCGACACCCGAGUUCCUGAACAACCCACAAAUUCGAAAUCGCACUCUACUGAAAAACACGAGGCGAAAGGAAGCUCUGGGUCGCGGCACAAAUCGAAAGAGCCCACCAAAGCAACUACGUCGUUACCGGAACGACCUUCGACACCAAAGCUGCCACCACUAUCGAGCGCGAUAGAGCCGGCGAAAUUAACCACUGCAGUAUUGCCAGGCAGAAAUCUCAUUAGCCAAUCAUCCAUAAAGCCCAAUCGUACCGAAAGUGCUGCGAGAAAGGAAAAGCUGACGGGCUUCUUCACCUCUGAGGAAGUGCAAAAACUGGAGAACUUCAAGCUCAAUUUCUGCAACACUCAUGGACUUUCAGCAGACAGCUUCGACCAGAUGGUCCAGCAUUCCGAUCGCGAUAAGGGCGUGGAAUUUCCUUGCGAUUCAGAUAUUAUCACUAAGCCGGAAUUCUGGAAGAACAUCUACGAGACAAUUCCCAUGCGAGAUCAGAGAUCAGUCUACCGCUUCAUGAGACGACACUUCCAGGCAUCCACCCAAAAGCCGCAUCAAUGGUCCCACGAACAAGACGACGAACUCGUCUCAAUGCACACACGCUAUGGACCGAAAUGGGCUUACAUUGCCAAGCUUCUCGGCCGUAGCGACGAUGAUGUCGUGCAGAGAUGGAAAAACCGUCUCGAGCAUCGAGCUACCAUGCUACGCGGCUCGUGGUCCGCGGACGAGAUCCGUUGUCUUCAAGAUGCGCUUCGGGAUACAUGGAAAGCGAAUAAGAAAGCCGGGUAUGACACGGGCAAAGAUAUUUACGAGAUGGAAGAGACGCUCAUCGGAUGGGGACAAAUCAGCACUCGUAUGGAGCAUGUCCGCUCGAGACAGCAGUGCGCGGAUAAAUGGCGCAGAAUCCGACGCAAGGUUCUCGAACAGCGGAACAGAGGCAAUCCCGAUGCUACAUAUGAGCCUACGGCGGAGCUGCGUUCGCCUAAGAAGCAGAAAAACCCCAAGUCGUCGCCUACCACUGACACGCCUAAGGAGGAUUCCAAGUACAAGAGUGCUGAAUAUGUGGACUCUGAUGAGGAGGAUGAGGAAGGUGAUCGGGAUGCGAGCACUGCUGCACCGUCGCCUUCAAAAGAGACGAAGUCCAAGAAACCCUCUGCCAUCAAUAUGUUUGUGAAAAGGCAGGCGAAUGGUUCUCCGGAGAAGUCCAAGGCUGUUCCAGGACCGGCGCCUGAGUCUGAAACUGAGUCCAGCUCCGAAACAGACACAAGCUCCGUGUCGGAGUCGAGCGACAACGGCAACGACGCAAACCAACCCUCUACAGACAAUAUCAAAACAGCCUCAGGCAAAAACAGCAUGUCUACAAAGACACCCGAACCGAAACCCGCAUCCAAGAACCAACCAUCUCUUUCCAAAGGCCAAAAAUCAACCCCUCAAAAGCGCACACGACUGUCUACACUCUCUGACUCUUCCGACUCUGAAUCAGAGGGAUCAGAUCGCAAGCGACAAUAUACUAGUCCUAGAGAAGAAGAAAAGAGCAAGAAUAAAGCUUCUUCAAAGAAUGAAAAGUCUGCGAGUGAAAGCUCAUUUGGAUCUGAUGAUGAAUCCCAAUCCGGGUCCGGAUCGGAGUCCGGCUCUGGAUCAGACUCGAGCAGCGAGUCUGGAGUUGAAGAUGAAAAGACAACGCAAAGCACAAAACAACAAGCAACUAAACCUAGACCCUCAGCGUCUACCAAUGCCGCAGCCAACAACUCUCAACAGUCAAAUGUAAUGAAGAAAGCACCCGCAAAUGAUGAUACAUCCGAUAGUAGAGGUGACAGCGAUGCCUCCACAUCCGAAAGUGAUGAGGACGAUGAAAACGAAGGCAACAAUGAGAAAGAUACCAAAGCAACCCCAGAACCAGAAGACAAAAACCGUGAAAAGCAGCCGUCAAACAAAGGAACAGAGACUUCAACAGGGUCUGACUCCGACUCCGGUGCUUCAGAUGUAGAAUCUGAAUCAGGUUCUGAAUUGCCGACAGACUACUCUAAACAAAAGGAUCUACAAAAAGGAUGGCAGCAGAAAAAUACUCCCACUGGUGAUAAGAACAACGCUUCGAACUCUGAAGACUCGAGUUCUGAAUCUGAAUCAAAAUGGGGGUCAGGGUCGGAGUCAGGAUCUGAGUCAGACUCUGAGUCUGAAUUUGAAUCCGACUCGGAUACCAAGAAGAAAGAUAGCAAGACCAACUCCAAACCUAGCACUGGCAUUAACGCUAAGGCCAACUCCACCAAACCCCAGAUACAACCGCAAUUGCGGGCAUUGCCGGCAUCAUCCAAACCCAAGCCUAACUCCAAUCCCAGGAAAACGGCACCCGCCAAAAAUAAGCAAGAACCAAAAUCGGAGUCUGAAUCCGGCUUCGGCUCCGAGUCUGAAUCAGGAUCUGAGACUGACUCUGGCUCGGAAGAAUCAGAGUCAGAGGAACAGUCAGAUCACAGACCACGUGCCAAUCCCAACCCCAAGACGAAUAAGAGUCAGCCUGCCAAAAGUGAAACAAAUGGAGUAAACGAGAAGCAAAACGCGGAUAGUGACUCCGAAGAAACUUACUCUGGCUCGGAUGACUAG